GCGGAAGCGGUGUGCGAGGGUUGCCAUGAGCCGGCGCGGCGCCACGAUGGGGCCGAAGGAGCGGCGGCGGCGGGAGGUGGAGGCCGAGGCCCCGGGCCCCUCCCCGGGCCCCUCCCCGGCCCCGGCCGAGCCCCAGCUCCCCGCCCGCCUCCCCGUCUCCGAGAUCAAGAACAAGCAGCGGCGGCAGCUGAUGUACCGGCGGUGGCGGCAGCUCCAGCGCAGGGAACAACUGGAGGCCAAAAAGAAACGGAAGAAGGAGAGAGAAGCGCUGGGAGACAAGGCUCCACCGAAACCAGUUCCAAAGACGAUUGAAAACCAGCGGGUGUACGAUGAAACAGUUGUGGACCCGAACGACGAGGAGGUGGCUUUCGAUGAAGCAACAGAUGAGUUUUCGUCCUACUUCAGUCGGGAGAAGACCCCUAUGAUCCUCAUCACAACAUCUGAUAGGCCUCGAGGGAGAACAGUACGACUAUGUGAGCAGCUGUCAAAGGUGAUUCCAAAUUCACACGUCUACUACAGGAGAGGACUGGCUCUGAAAAAGAUCAUACCACAGUGCAUCGACAGGGGUUUUACCGACUUGCUCGUCAUCAAUGAAGAUCGGAAAAUACCAAAUGGAUUAGUUAUUAGCCACCUCCCCAAUGGACCUACGGCACAUUUCAAGAUGUCUAAUGCCCGCCUAGCCAAAGAACUUAAGAGGAGAGGAAAGGAACCAACAGGACACGACCCGGAGGUGAUCCUCAAUAACUUUUCCACUCGACUGGGGCACGGCAUUGGGAGAAUGUUUGCUUCACUGUUCCCUUACAAUCCACAGUUCGUGGGGCGGCAGGUGGUCACUUUUCAUAACCAGCGUGACUAUAUCUUCUUCAGAUUCCACAGGUAUAUAUUUCGGAAUGAAAAAAAAGUUGGUCUUCAGGAACUUGGGCCACGUUUCACCCUGAAACUUCGAUCUUUGCAGAAAGGGACAUUUGAUUCAAAGUAUGGAGAGUACGAAUGGGUUCACAAGCGUCAUGAAAUGGACACAAGCCGCAGGAAGUUCCAUCUGUAACGUAGAACCCACUGGGACUGGAUACAGCCAUGAAACACCGACUGUUGCUACAUCUUACGUAUUUUGGAUAACCUGAAGUCCAGCAAAAUGGCCUCACCAUUUUCAUGCAAAACUGACAUUAACUGAGGCUGUAAGAGUACAUCACGGAGGAAGAGAUGUCAGAUUGCUGAAUUCCUUGCAAAGUUUCUGCUAAAAAGAAUCAUACUUCCAAAUUUGGAAGUUCCUCUCUGGGGUGUACUUGCUCCCCAAAUAUAAAGGAUUCCUUAUAAAUACUGUUUUGUAAAAGGAUUAUAGAUUUGGAUCAAUUAAAUCAUUCAUUUAAAUAUA
Molecule: messenger RNA, 1372 nt
Organism: Pristis pectinata (smalltooth sawfish)
Lineage: Eukaryota; Metazoa; Chordata; Chondrichthyes; Rhinopristiformes; Pristidae
Gene: rpf1
Product: ribosome production factor 1 homolog
Exons: 9
Coding region: 26-1045 (339 amino acids)
Biological process (GO): maturation of LSU-rRNA; maturation of 5.8S rRNA
Cellular component (GO): preribosome, large subunit precursor; nucleolus
Molecular function (GO): rRNA primary transcript binding
Source: RefSeq, a predicted model, not a curated record